AUGCAUGAUCAUUCUGAUAACAAGAAGAGCACAUAUACCAAGAGCAAGUCGCCGUUACGUGAAGAGAGCUUCUUCCACUUCCCAACGACGACGGAGAAAGAAGACGUUGCCGAUCGAGUCACAUCGAAGAAUCUUUUCUACGGUGGAUGGACCGUUGAUCAGAGUCUGAAGAUCCGGAGGAUCUCACCCCGAGCAGGUACUACUGUUUCUGGACUCCAAACCGAUCUCCGGCAAGGUCAGGAGAUAGCUCCGAGAGAGAAGCCACAGCAACGGAGCCGUUUCGACCACGAGCGAAUCAAAACUGUACAAACUGCAAGGAGGAGAGAGAGAGGCGGAGUGUUGAAUCGUGGAGGAGAUCAGCCAAGGUUUGGUGAUGAAUCGUCGAGAGAUCAACCGAGGAAGAGGUGGACUGUUGAACCGUCGAAUCCUUCGCGAAAGAGAAAAGGAAGAAACACCAAACUCUCUCUUAUUCUAACACGUGGCUCCAAGACUCGGCUCUUCUCCCCUCUUAAUUAA
Molecule: messenger RNA, 516 nt
Organism: Eruca vesicaria subsp. sativa (arugula)
Lineage: Eukaryota; Viridiplantae; Streptophyta; Magnoliopsida; Brassicales; Brassicaceae
Source: the annotation of a GenBank genome assembly